AAUGCUACACCAGAGAUGAUUCGAGCACAUUUUGAAAGAUGUAUCAAGCGGAUCGAAAGCUUUCGUGCUCGACUCAAGACAUCACAUGUGUCUGGCAAAAAGUACCCUCCAAUGGCGAUUGUGGCAGCUAAUCGAGUUAGAACAGUGAAGGGUACCAUGAUAACCGAACCAAAACCAGAAAGGUUCGCAGAAGAAGGAUAUAACUCACUUGUUUUUGAUUGGGGAGAUGGAGUGAUACUGUGGGAAAGUGCAGUAGGAAUUCCUGGAGGAUGGGGGAAAGAAGUUACGAAGGUGGUUGAGAGUAAAUUUGGACAUAUGACUUUAUUGGCUGAUCAUGAAUCUAUUGAUGAAGCUCUUAAAGCUUGUGGUACAGAACUCAAUAAACCAUGACUUUUUCUACUUUAGCUUUUCUUUGACAUCUGUAACCCUAUCCAUUAUGCAUCUUAUUUUCAUAUAAACACAUCAUAUCUCCUUUAAUUUUUUACUUCUAUCUGUGUUUUUGUAUCUCUCUAGUUUGAAUUCAGCAUAGCAUAGCAUUGGUUUUUUUAUUCAAUACGAUCUUGACAAUUUGAUUGUUUUACUCAUAAAAGCAUGUAUCAGGUUUAAUUUGACAAUAGGAUUUAUGUUGAAUUAAUGGGUUUUUUAUUCUUAAUGUGAAGAUGGAAAUGUAUUUGUAUUUAUUUAAUUUUGGAUAAAUGAAACUUGCUUGAAAGG
This is a messenger RNA of Melampsora larici-populina 98AG31, 714 nucleotides long. RefSeq lists its product as uncharacterized. NCBI's taxonomy places the organism in Eukaryota, Fungi, Basidiomycota, Pucciniomycetes, Pucciniales, Melampsoraceae. The transcript has 2 exons. The coding region runs from base 16 to 390 and encodes 124 amino acids. The record is from RefSeq and is a predicted model, not a curated record.